UGCUGCGGGGGUCUAUCCUGUCCGUAGGAGCUGGGCCAUGGCAGCAGCCGGCGCCCCGUCGGGCGGAGGGGCUGGGAGCUCCAAGGUGGCGCCCAGCGUGGAUUUCGAUCACAGCUGCUCCGACAGCGUGGAGUACCUGACCCUCAACUUCGGGCCUUUCGAGACAGUGCAUCGGUGGCGCCGCCUGCCGCCCUGUGACGAGUUCGUAGGGGCCAGGCGCAGCAAACACACCGUGGUUGCCUAUCGGGAUGCCAUCUACGUGUUUGGUGGUGACAAUGGAAAAACAAUGCUGAAUGACCUAUUGAGAUUUGACGUAAAGGAUUGCUCUUGGUGCAGGGCUUUUACCACAGGGACCCCUCCAGCGCCCCGGUAUCAUCAUUCAGCAGUAGUCUAUGGGAGCAGCAUGUUUGUGUUUGGUGGCUACACUGGAGAUAUAUAUUCCAAUUCCAAUUUGAAGAAUAAAAAUGAUCUCUUUGAGUAUAAGUUUGCAACUGGCCAGUGGACAGAGUGGAAGACCGAAGGAAGAUUACCAGUUGCAAGGUCAGCUCAUGGUGCAACAGUGUAUAGUGACAAACUGUGGAUCUUUGCAGGAUAUGAUGGAAAUGCACGGUUAAAUGAUAUGUGGACGAUUGGCCUACAGGACAGAGAGCUAACAUGCUGGGAAGAGAUUGAACAGAGUGGUGAGAUCCCUCCUUCCUGCUGUAAUUUUCCUGUGGCUGUUUGCAAAGACAAGAUGUUUGUGUUUUCUGGCCAGAGUGGAGCAAAGAUCACCAAUAAUCUCUUUCAGUUUGAAUUCAAGGAAAAAAUUUGGACACGAAUUCCUACUGAACACUUACUUCGGGGCUCCCCUCCUCCUCCACAGCGAAGAUAUGGUCACACCAUGGUUGCCUUUGAUCGCCACCUCUAUGUGUUUGGUGGUGCUGCAGAUAACACAUUGCCAAAUGAACUACACUGCUAUGAUGUGGACUCUCAGACCUGGGAAGUUAUCCAGCCUAGUCCAGAUAGUGAGGUGGCCCAUCCAGAAGUUGCUGAGAGGGUAGCUGCCCCAGAAGAAGCUCCUUCCUUCUCCUCAGAAGAACGUGGUUUAAAAAAAUCUCGAGAUGUAUUUGGUUUAGAUUUCGGCAUAACAACAGUUAAACAACAGCCCACAGCAGACUCUGAGCUGCCAAGUGGGAGACUCUUCCAUGCUGCAGCUGUCAUCUCAGAUGCCAUGUACAUCUUUGGUGGGACAGUGGACAAUAACAUUAGAAGUGGAGAAAUGUACAGAUUCCAGUUUUCUUGUUACCCAAAAUGCACUUUACAUGAAGAUUAUGGAAGACUGUGGGAAAACAGGCAGUUCAGCGACUUGGAGUUUGUUCUGGGAGAGAAGGAAGACCGAGUCCGGGGACAUGCAGCCAUUGUCACAGCUCGCUGUAAGUGGCUAAGGAAGAAAAUUAUACAGGCAAGGGAGAGAUUGAAACAGAAAUCUAAGCAAGAGAUUGAAGAAGAGGGACAAGCACUGUCCCAGAACGAGGGGAUUUGUGGCAAUGUCAAGCUGUGCUGCCUGCAACCCCUGCUGGAAGUGACAAUCCGAGAAGCUGAAGCUCAGCCCUUUGAGGUGCUCAUGCAGUUCCUGUACACGGAUAAAAUAAAAUACCCACGCAAAGGUCAUGUGCAGGAUGUACUACUUAUCAUGGACGUGUACAAACUAGCCCUGAAUUUCAAGCUCUCGCGACUGGAACAGCUCUGCCUCCAGUAUAUUGAAGCAUCUGUAGAUCUACAGAAUGUGCUCAUUGUGUGUGAAAAUGCUAACAAGCUUCAACUGGAUCAACUAAAGGAACACUGCCUGAACUUUGUGGUUAAAGAGUCACAUUUUAAUCAGGUAAUAAUGAUGAAAGAAUUUGAGCAUCUUUCCUCAUCCCUGAUAGUGGAGAUAGUACGAAGAAAACAGCAGCCUCCUGUUCGAACACAUUCUGAUCAGCCUCUGGAUAUUGGAACAUCUUUGAUUCAGGAUAUGAAGGCUUAUCUAGAAGGAGCUGGGAUCGAGUUUUGUGAUAUCAUCCUCCUGUUAGAUGGCCACCCAAGACCAGCACAUAAGGCAAUUCUGGCAGCCCGCUCCAGUUACUUUGAAGCCAUGUUCCGUUCCUUCAUGCCAGAAGAUGGACAAGUAAAUAUUUCUAUAGGUGAAAUGGUUCCCAGUAAACAAGCAUUUGAGUCUAUGCUGAGAUACAUUUACUAUGGUGAAGUGAACAUGCCUCCUGAAGAUUCCCUCUACCUCUUCGCUGCUCCUUAUUAUUAUGGUUUCUACAACAACAGACUUCAAGCAUACUGCAAGCAGAACCUGGAAAUGAAUGUUACAGUGGAAAAUGUGCUCCAGAUUUUAGAGGCAGCUGACAAGACACAAGCUCUGGACAUGAAGAAGCACUGCCUACAUAUCAUUGUUCACCAAUUCACCAAGGUCUCCAAGUUGCCAAACCUGCGAUCCCUCAGUCAGCCGCUCCUUCUUGACAUCAUAGAAUCAUUAGCCAAUCACAUAUCAGACAAGCAAUGUGCAGAGCUGGGUUCAGACAUAUAAAACACUUCCAGACCUCUUUCAUUUGUUCCUCAAAGGGCUGCACUUUACAGCUGAAACCCUCUAUACCGAGCUGCUCAGAAUAUCAACACAAUAAAGCAGAAGACCUGUGAAGAGCAUGAAAAUCUGAACUAUUGCUCUCUUGUGGAUCUGCGUGGCUUACAUCUGUGUAUUUGGGGCAGAAACUGGUCUCAGCCAUACCAACGUAAAAUUGAAAUAACUGGGGGCAAUGAGUUUAUUCCAGAUUUACCUUAGUGUAACUGAGUUCAGAAUCUGGCCUAUUGCUUUUCUUUUGUAAAAUACAAACAGUAAUGGAUAAAAGGAUCAUUAAUAUUAUGAAACACAACAUUUAGUGAAACCUAUUUAAAGGGCUUUAUCAUUGUAACAAGAUCCAGUGGCUGGAAGUUGAAGUCAGCAAUAAUUAAAUUGGAAAUAAAAUGCACAAUUUUAACAGUUAAUUGAUAAUUGGCCCAGAAUACAAAGGCUUUCUAUAGAUUCUCCAUCACUUGGAAUCUUUAAAUGUACAUUGGGUGUCUUUCUAAAAGAUAAGCUUUUAUUCAACCACCUUAUUGGGCUGGAUACCGGAAGCGUGAAAUUCUCGGGCCAGUGUUUUGCAGGAGGCCAGACUAAGAUAAUCGUAAUGGCCCCUUCUGACUUUUAAAAUCUAUUAACCCUAUCCAGUCAAGCCUUUCUGAAAUAAUGUAUUAGUAAAUAGCUACACUCUUCUGCCUGCGUGGCAGGAAUCACUUUGUUUUAGCUUGAGGGAAAUGAAGCAAAAGGAAGCACUGGAACAGGGGUGUCCAACCUGUGGCCUUUUAAGGUGACUAUGUUAGGAAAGUCCCUAUUUGAUUCUGAAUUGAUCCUGUGA
Messenger RNA from Terrapene triunguis (Three-toed box turtle), 3419 nucleotides. RefSeq names its product leucine zipper like transcription regulator 1 (gene LZTR1). The record is from RefSeq and is a predicted model, not a curated record. The transcript has 21 exons. Gene Ontology annotation, cellular component: Golgi apparatus. Bases 38 to 2554 code for a protein of 838 amino acids. Gene Ontology annotation, molecular function: protein binding. NCBI's taxonomy places the organism in Eukaryota, Metazoa, Chordata, Testudines, Emydidae.